AAAUUAUUCAAUCGAUUCGUUAUCAUUUAAAUAAAGAUCGUCUUAUACUUAGACGAACAGUCGAUGAUAAGAAUACAUAUUAUCUUGGACAGUUGGAUGAAUUUCAACAAAAAUCAAAUGAUUAUAUUGAAAAUUCAAGUUCUUAUAAAUUUAUUGCUAUAAUUGACGAAAAUAAUACAGAAGAACAGCAAUUGAAGAAAGUUAUUCAAUCCUUUGAUAUAGAAUUAGAUAAACUUUAUCAAAGAAAGUUAAUUAAUAAUGAUUAUAAAAUGAAGUUUAGUAUUAGUAAGAAACGAAAUGUUAAACUACCCUAUAUGUAUUUCUUACCAGGAAAAGAUCAAGAUGAUAAUCUAUUAGUUGAACCAAGAAUUUCAUCUUGUAAAUAUAGUCUCAUAUAUGCAUUGGCUAGUUAUCUUGAUGAAAUUCUACGUCCAUUAUUUGAAAAUUAUUCACGUUCAACUACUUUUCUUAAUGGUGGAGAUUUCAUGCAAAAAUUGGAUUAUUACUGUACACAACAACAAUUUCUUCUGAAGCCACAAACUAUAUUUGUAACAUUUAAAAUUCAUAAUCUGCAUAUGAAUGUAUCACAUUCUUCAUUACUUCGGGCAUUUGGUACUUUUUUAGCUAGUCCAUUAGUUGAUAAUCGAUUUCACAAAUUAUCAAAUGAAGCUAUUGAAGAAUUGAUGACACUUGUCUUAAAGAAUAUAUACUUUACAUUUAAGAAAAAAGUCUAUCAAGUUACAAAAGGAUGUCCAUUAAAUUUACCAAUAACAGAUCUAUUAUGUAAUAUUUAUUUGCAUGAUUGGCAACUGUCUUUACUCCGGCAAAUACGUUUGAAAGAUUCAUUCUAUGGUCGUUAUCAUAAUAUGGGUUUUUUCACUUGGAAUGCUUCAACUGAAUAUCUAGAAGCAUUAUUCGAUGAACUUCAACAAAAUUUUGAUUCUGAUAUUAAACUAACAACAUAUACUGAUAAUCGUGUCGAAUUUCUUAAUGCUAUUAUUGAAAAUAAAAGAGGCUUUCUUGAAACACGUGUCUCUCAUAAUCAACAACAACAACAACAACAACAACCAUUUCUAUUACCUUAUGUUAAGAAUUACCCACGAUUACGACAUCGACAAUGGUUUCGUUAUAGUCUUAUACGUGCUGGUCAAUAUUGUAGUUCAUAUGAAGAUUUUGAAGAAGAAAGACGGUACAUCGAAAUGACAUUUCUAACAAAUGGUUAUUCAUUGGACUUUGUCGAAUAUAAUCUUCGACGAUUCUAUUCAAGAUUUUUUCGUAGUGAAUAUCAAAUUAAAGAUCUUAAUCGUCAUUCGUAUAGAAUACUUCGUCGUGCAUUAUUUCGUCUAGUUGAUGAAGAAAAACGAGAACUCGAAGAAGAACGACGGUUACAAAAAAGUAAUAAAUUAAUUCGAUUACAUUAUUUAUUUGACUGGGGUUCUCGAUGUCAAUUCAAUAAAAAAUUCUAUGAACUUUGGUCGAGUAAACAUUCAUAUGUAAAAUUGGAACAUGAAUGUUUACCAUGGAUUAAUUUUCAAGACGUCUAUCGUGAAAUUUUAAAUGAAAUGUAA
Molecule: messenger RNA, 1568 nt
Organism: Rotaria sordida
Lineage: Eukaryota; Metazoa; Rotifera; Eurotatoria; Philodinida; Philodinidae
Source: the annotation of a GenBank genome assembly